AUGCACUUGCUCUGUAGUUUGGCCACGUGCCUUGUCAUUGGUCUGUGGAGAACUACCGACUCUUCGCCCACGAGCAGUGACCGAACGGACGACGCCUUCAAGUUGCCCACUGCUUUUCCUCGUGUAAAGACGAACGCGUCGUCCAUCGCACCGAGUCUGCUGGAGCCAUACGACUCCGCAGUGAACGUGAUCGACCUCAACCAGCCAAACGACGAGGAGAGGGUUGGUUUCUUUGACGAGGAAGCUCUGUCCAAGGCGCUCCUCGAGCUGGAAAACUCGAAAGUAUUUCUGGAUCAUCUGCAUCCAUCACACUUCUUUGCGGGAAUCAAUGCUCAGGAAGCGCAGGAGGAGCAAGUGAUGGCGGACUUUGCGCGGUGGAUCAAGUACGAUGACGCGUUCGGGAAAAAGUACAACACGGACCGUGUCUACAAGAAUUCGGUCAUUCAGCUGAUGGACACCGUCAAAGACGAAGAAAAGCUGGUGUCGCUUCUCUUAGCUUUUGCUAAGGUACCCGACGAACAUGACCGCGCUUCACUUCUGAAGAGAGAGCUAAGGAAGGCAAAGCUGAAACUUUUGAAGCCAGACUUUAUAAAGUGGCGUGAAGAUAACCUUCGACCUGACGAAGUCUACGACAUGAUGCGUAUCGGAUUGGAAAAGCGACUUAUUCCAAGCGAGAGUGCGGCGAAGUGGUAUAUCGUGUUUCAGGAGAUUGUACUGUGGCUUUACUACGUGCGUGAGUUCAAUUCGGAGCAAAAACUCUACCUAGCGAACCAUGUACUUUUUCUGUUGGUGGAAAAGAGGGGACAAGAAGAGGUGGUGCUAUUUCUUCAUUGGCUGCGUGAGGAGAGCGGACUUCUUAACAGUGUGAGCAUGGCUGACACAUUACAAGAAUUAAUGCUCUUGGCAUACCCAGAGACCGUUGAUACGAUGCUCCUUCUGUGGUUGGGGUCGGACAUGCGUCCUUACGAUGUCUAUGAAAGGCUAGUGUUUGCCGCGAGACGCCAUAUGCCUCAAGAAGUCAGCCCUGAAGAGAAGCAGCAGUUUCUCCUGUACAAGCUGAUUCAGUGGUUUACUUAUAUUGAUGUGUAUGUCGCCGAUGGUCGCUUUAUAUUUACCGAUGACGACACAGUGCGAGUGAUGAUUGACUUUGGAACUUAUUUUGCGUCUGAGGAAGUGGUGGAAUCCUUGACGUCGCUCAUUUCCGUUGACGGUAUGGAGGAUCGAGCUAUCAGACUACUUGUCGUGCUAAUUUCAAAACAUGUGUCGAGCUUUGACCGGGCUACGCGCAAUAAAUUGCUACGACUGAUAUUCACUCUGCACGUCUAG
Hyaloperonospora brassicae is the source of this 1326-nucleotide messenger RNA. Lineage: Eukaryota; Oomycota; Peronosporomycetes; Peronosporales; Peronosporaceae. The record is from the annotation of a GenBank genome assembly.